Messenger RNA from Ilyonectria robusta, 1272 nucleotides. RefSeq lists its product as uncharacterized. Bases 112 to 900 code for a protein of 262 amino acids. The transcript is spliced from 3 exons. NCBI's taxonomy places the organism in Eukaryota, Fungi, Ascomycota, Sordariomycetes, Hypocreales, Nectriaceae. The record is from RefSeq and is a predicted model, not a curated record.
CGGGCUACUACAGAGUACGUGUGGCUUAAUGUGUGCCAUGCUGUGGCUUUAGCUUUGGCCUACGGCCUCACGUCACACUCCCCUAUUCGGUUGCACAAGUCCAUUGGCAUUAUGUACUGCCGGACAACUUUGGCGGCUCCAAAAGCGGUGGAUCUUGCAGAGCAAAAGCCAUUCCAACCAGAGAAAUAUGACCAAGGAGCUCCCAGAAAGAGACGGCACGGGCCGGAUCCCAAGUUCACCGUCAAGCCAAAAAAGAAACCCAAAGGCACGAUAGACGUGAAAAACGUGGAAAACGUGGAAAACGUGGCCACGACUUUACGCAAAAAGGGCGUGAAAGGAUUGAAAUCAUUAGAUCGGCGGGAGUUGAUCGCAGCAGCACCACUCCAAGUUGUCAAAGGCGGGAUUAAGGUGGGAGAUGUGUCACUCAAAAGCUUCGAAGAUAUGUUCACCUUUGCUGAUGGCCUCGGGAUGCCUGAACCUCCGAACAAUUGGACACCAUCCUCGAUUGGGCCCCUGCAAUGGACACUGCGCAUCAUAGCUUCGUGUCUUCGGAUAGUUCAGCGAGAGACGGAGCUUGUUCAGCAUCUUGAUGCGUCCGAGGAAGCGAAGAGAGUGCGGUGGGAAAAGUGUGUUCUCGUGCUCAAUAGGAUGGUGAGCUAUCUAGGGCCAAUCGGUCUGAGGCUUUAUGACGCAUAUGCUGAAAACAAUUACAUGCUCACUGCGUGUAUCCGCAACAACAUAAACGUCGAAACCCGAGAGGCUAUAGCCGAUAGGGCGGCCAAACUCCUUCACCACGAAGUAGCGGCGGCCUGGCGGGGCAAUGUUCGAGUCUUUUGCUUGCCCUAUGCCAUCGAGAUGAUUUUAGAAUCUAAAGCAUACGAAGAUCUGCGAGAUGCUUAAUCUGGAUAUAUUUUCGGACUUGCAAAUCGAGUCGUCGUUCAUCCAGCUUGAGCAAGUCGAGGCUCAAUUUCCCCAAGAGCCGGGGGAAACCGAAGAAGACAAAGUGCUAGGGGAAUCUCUCAUCCCCGAGUGCUUCCCUGUUCCUAACCCUCUUGGUGAUAUGGAUCCAUACAGGGAAUUCACUACUUCACACAAGUUACAAAUCAUGGCCUUGAUCGCUGGAGGAUGCCAACGUGGGUAUGACCCGGUAGCAUCUGGAACUGACAGUAAGGCCGAUUUAUACGGGUAUCAAUGGUCUCCCAAGCAUACCCCUGUGGUCCAGAUGAUAAUCAGCUUUUUAGUGAGUCUCUUUACCGCAUAAUGUCAAAAGUA